This is a messenger RNA of Heteronotia binoei (common prickly gecko), 1914 nucleotides long. It is a transcript of the gene PEX12, whose product is annotated as peroxisomal biogenesis factor 12. Gene Ontology annotation, molecular function: ubiquitin-protein transferase activity; zinc ion binding; protein binding. The transcript is spliced from 4 exons. The coding region runs from base 423 to 1505 and encodes 360 amino acids. The record is from RefSeq and is a predicted model, not a curated record. Gene Ontology annotation, cellular component: peroxisomal membrane; peroxisomal importomer complex. Gene Ontology annotation, biological process: protein monoubiquitination; protein import into peroxisome matrix. NCBI's taxonomy places the organism in Eukaryota, Metazoa, Chordata, Lepidosauria, Squamata, Gekkonidae.
AGAGCGGCGCACCCACUUCCGGACGCAGCCAUCGGGAAGGGAACCGCUAGGGGGAGCCACCCUCCCAGGGCUUAGGCCACUUCCGGUUUCAAAUGGAACCGGCUUUUCCCCGCUCCGGAUUUAAGAGAGAGGUGGGAUGUAUCUUUCCCCACAGGGAUAUCCCGGUGCCCCCCUCUCUCUCGCCCCGUACGGAAUUUUGGCCGCAUACAAAUUCUGCUUAACCGGCACUAGUUCCACUGAUCUCUAUGAACUGGGUUUUAGAAACAUAGAGCUAAAAGCGGGUGCGUUCCUAGAACAACCGGCUGUCUUGAACUUCCGGUAACAACUCGGCCGAAGCGAGGCGACUAGAGAGAAAAGGAGGCUGAGAGGGAAUAGGAAGACAUCACAGAAGGGGUCCUGGAUUCCUCAUUGUGGGAGAAGCCAUGGCAGAGCACGGGGCUCACCUCACCGCCGCUUCGGCCUUCGAAGACAGGCCAUCCAUCUUUGAAGUGGUGGCCCAAGACAGCUUGAUGUCAGCUGUGAGACCUGCACUUCAACAUGUGGCUAAGGUGCUGGCAGAAUCCAACCCUGGCCGUUAUGGCUUCCUCUGGCGCUGGUUUGAUGAACUUUACACCCUCCUGGACUUGUUGCUCCAGCAGCACUACCUGUCUAGCUGCAGUGCCUCCUUUUCUGAAAAUUUCUACAGCUUAAAAAGAGUCCCACUGCGACGUGAUAGGAGGCUGCCCUCCCGGCUGGCCACAGUUGGGCUGCCGCAGAAACAGCACUGGAAGUCCCUCUGCUUGCUGGCCCUUGUCCCUUACCUGAAAACAAAGCUGGAGAAGCUGGUUUCCCGGCUGCGGGAAGAGGACGAUUACUCCAUCCAUCCCCCAUCCUCGUCCUGGAAGCGCUUCUACAGGGCCUUCCUAGCAGCCUACCCUUUUGUCAACCUGGCGUGGGAGGGCUGGUUUCUGGCCCAACAGCUGUGCUACAUCCUGGGGAAGGCUCAGCACCACUCGCCCCUGCUGAGACUAGCCGGGGUGCGCCUGGUCAGGCUUACAGCGGAAGAUCUGCAAGCUCUAGAGAAAAAACUACUGGCUGCGAGUGCAGCUCAGCCACCAGCCUGCAGUGUGAAAGACCGAGUGAAGUUGGCUAUGAAGAAGGCCUUGGGGGGCCUGGCCUUCUCCCUCUCCACUGGCCUCUCCGUCGGAGUCUUCUUCCUCCAGUUCCUAGAAUGGUGGUACUCAUCCGAAAACCAGGAGACCAUCAAGUCAUUGACUGCCCUGCCCACCCCACCGCCACCCCUACACCUGGACCACGACACAGCUUCUCCCCUCUUGCCAACGCUCAAAACCAUCUGCCCACUCUGCCGCAAAAUCCGAGCCAACGACACAGCUCUCUCCACGUCCGGCUUUGUCUUCUGUUACCGCUGCGCUUACAACUAUGUAAGGAAUAAUCAGCGGUGCCCCAUCACGGGUUAUGCCACAGAACUUCAACACCUUGUCAAAUUAUACAUGCCUGAAAACUGAAUGUGGGAAGGCAUCCUUUAUCUUGAGUGCCAUAGGGGAGCUUCUAUAGUGUGUUUGGUGAAAUACCUGAGAUGGCAGCAAAGAGACAUUCCAGACUAUGCGGCCUCUAUGAUUCCAGGGCUACCCACCCCAUGGGAAGCAGUCGUGCUUUGUGGAGGGUGCCGACUACUGAGGGUUCGCCCGCAUUUCUUCUCCCUGCAGCUCUUAAGACCCUGAAUUGCCAAAGUCUUGAUUUUAAGGGAUAUGCACUUGAAUGUUUAUAUGGUGUAUGCAAACCAGCUUCGUGUUUUGGCUUGCCCGUGCUGGGCCUGCCUUGUUUUGGUGUUAUGUGCAUGUCUAUGCAAACACAUACCUGUGCCAUCACCCCCAAAAAUUCACCACUGAAUGCAUCUUUUCCCUAUUAUAAAAA